UGAUGCAAAACAGUGAGGCAGCUGCAGGAGGGCCACAGCCUGGACAGAGGAUGAUCUUUACAGGCCCAGAUGGAAUUGGAGACUACCGGCCGAGAUCGAAUUAUUUCCCCCGGUACAUUGGUGUGGGCGCCUCCUCAGCAGAGGCCACAGGUGACCUCAGGUACCUGUGCCGAGGUGCCACACAUGCCCCCCCUCCCAUGCCCAGGCAGGGCUAUGUGGGGGAGGUGGGCUGGGGCCUGCAGUACAACCAGCUGCUGAACAGUGGGACGCUGCUCAGCAACAUGCAAAUUAAGAAAACUGAGUUACGGACAGCGUUGGAGGACAGAUUGUCUCACCGGUUCCAGAGCAGUCAGAAAAACAUGAUGGAUUACUCACUGCGAGUCAACACACAGUUUCAUUAAGAGAUUCAGACCUAACCGCAGCUGGCUUCUACGACCCAGGAGGACCUGGC
Messenger RNA from Notothenia coriiceps (black rockcod), 451 nucleotides. It is a transcript of the gene spmip2, whose product is annotated as sperm microtubule inner protein 2. NCBI's taxonomy places the organism in Eukaryota, Metazoa, Chordata, Actinopteri, Perciformes, Nototheniidae. The transcript is spliced from 4 exons. The coding region runs from base 3 to 401 and encodes 132 amino acids. The record is from RefSeq and is a predicted model, not a curated record.